Molecule: messenger RNA, 1752 nt
Organism: Argentina anserina (silverweed cinquefoil)
Lineage: Eukaryota; Viridiplantae; Streptophyta; Magnoliopsida; Rosales; Rosaceae
Product: KH domain-containing protein At1g09660/At1g09670
Exons: 8
Coding region: 198-1079 (293 amino acids)
Biological process (GO): regulation of mRNA splicing, via spliceosome
Cellular component (GO): nucleus
Molecular function (GO): mRNA binding
Source: RefSeq, a predicted model, not a curated record
UCCUCACUCUCCCCGCACACAACAACACACUCUCUACUUGCAGUAAGGGACAGAGGCAGCGGCAACUCAGAUUCCGAUCUCUCUGCUCCCACCUCCCUCCUCCUCCUUCUCCUCAUCCUCUCUCUCUCUCUCUCUCUCUCUCUCUCUCUGCGCUCCUGUAUCUCCUUUCCCCACCCGUAGCUAGUCCAAGUUGUGUGAUGGGAGACAGGAUUCCUCCCGGGAGUUACUUCCAGUAUCCACCUCCUGGCGUUCCUGCAUCCCCACACAGGUCUCCGCUGCCCUCCGUGGAUCGAGAGAGAUAUUUGGCUGAACUAUUAGCAGAGAAGCAAAAGUUGGGACCAUUUGUACAAGUUUUGCCACUAUGUAGCAGACUCCUAAGUCAUGAAAUCAGAAGGGUGUCGGGCUUCAAUCAAACUGUUGCAGAUUAUGAAUUACUUGAGCGUGAAAGUCCAUAUAGGUCAUUAGGUCAACACACAAAUGGUAGACCGAUGGGAUUGGAGGGAUGGUCGGGAAUGCAAAUGGAGGAAAAUGGACAUAUCCAACGGAUGGUCCCGUUUCAAUCCCCCCCAAUGGUAUGGCAUGGGGUCCAGGGAUUAGCAACCACUCCUAUUGUAAAGAGAGUUAUUAGACUUGAUGUUCCAGUGGACAAAUAUCCACAUUACAAUUUCGUAGGCCGAAUUUUGGGACCACGUGGGAACUCCCUAAAAAGAGUUGAAGCCAUGACAGAAUGUAGGGUGUAUAUUCGAGGAAAGGGUUCUGUUAAGGAUUCGGUAAAGGAAGAGAAAUUAAAGGAAAAGCCUGGAUAUGAACAUCUUAAUGAGCCGUUGCAUGUGUUGGUGGAGGCUGAAUUUCCUGAAGAUAUAAUCAACGCGCACUUGGACUAUGCAGUGGCUAUGCUAGAGAACCUUCUCAAGCCUGUGGAUGAGUCUUUUGAUCACUAUAAGAAGCAACAGCUGAGGGAAUUAGCUAUGCUUAAUGGUACAUUGAGGGAAGAGAGCCCAAAUAUGAGCCCGAGUCUAAGCCCAAGCAUGUCGCCCUUUAAUAGUACAGGAAUGAAACGUGCCAAGACAGGAAAAUAACUCGUAUGCAUGCUGAUGAUGGGACACGUUUAAUCACUGAACCUGUAGCAUAUGACUCGUUGAAGAUCCUACUGCAUCUUGAUAAUGUGGACUGUGUUAACGAGCUAAUGGUUGAAUUGCUUAUGGACUCUUCGACAUCUCAGACGGGUCCAUCUGAUCCACUAGUUGGCAAUAUGCUUCUACAUCCAGUAUGAUAUUCUUUUAUGUGCUAUCCCUUAGAUCAUGGAACACAUUAUUAUUUAGCUAUUGCAGCUUAGCCCCCCUAACUUAUAGGCACUCGUUUAGUAGUUUCUGAUCUCCAUUUCCUUGUAUGUGAAGAAUCCUGCACAAACGCUUUCUUUCUUAUGCAUAUAUACUUAUAUGCUCACGCCCAUUUGAAAUAUUAUUCAAGUUUCAUAUAGAAUUUGAUCAUUUUGCCAUUCUGUCAGGUGGCGUAUAUUUACUUACUGGCAAAAUUUGAUGAUUUUACUUCCAUGCGUUUUUGUAGCAGAAUAGUGUCUAGUUCAUGCUCUAAUUCUGCAAGCGAUUUGACAUCAAUGGCACCCGUCUCAGUUAAGAUUGAAGGUGGCUUGCAUAAUGUGACGGACAAAAGAGUUGCAAACGAGUAAGCAUUAGUGCUGUCCAUAUUUCGGUGUUUCCCAUAUAAGGUCGGCUUUGAGCUUUGCCUUGUGUC